CACGCCAAGACACAAUCAGAGCGGGAUUGAUUUCAGAGCAUACGCCAUUUUGUUUAUUUUUUCAUUUUUUAAAACGUUAUAGUGAUAAUAAAAAGUGUUUUAUUUCUUCUAAUCUUCGUUGUUAUUGUUUAUUUGAAAUCUACAUCCAGGUCUGUUACUAGGGCUUACCUAAAAUGGCGUACGCCCAAGAAGAAGGGGAUCGAUUUAAUACUCAUAGGAUUGGACGAUUAGAUGACAUCGAUGAUUAUGAUGUUUGUAACAAUUUUUGGUUGAGCGACUUGAAGGAUAAAGGACUCCUGUUCUAUGUGAACCUAGAAGAAACAGCAGUUCUUACGCGCCUGUAUGGUUCUUUACCAAGCUACGUUGGAAUCGUUGGCUUUCUCAGCCUGGAGAAAUAUGAAAGCAGUUACGAUUUUAUCAGUCUUCAUAGUGGACGCAGACCAAGACAAAAUGUUCAUUUCUUCAUUGAUCGUUAUGGCGAUAAAAUAAUGGAUAAUAUGAUAGCUACAUAUAAAUUUCACAAUGAACACGUGAGAACACAGACAAAGUUUGUAAUAAUAUCCAGCAGCUUGGAUUUAUUUUCGGAUGAAGCCGUUGUCAACGGUAGAGGCAGAGUUGUGGAACUUUUGUCUCCCUUGAACCCAAUUCUUCGAGAUAAUUUGGAUAGACUUUUCAUCUUGUAAUUUAAAUAUGUCAAGCUAGUCAAGUCACUCCAAGUUUGUUUUGUGCGUAAAACACGUGACUUGUUCAAUCAGCCAUCAGAUCAUUAAAAAAGGAGACUAUGAAUAGAUAAAGAAAGCUUGAUCAGUUGAUGCGGGGUGUUAUCCCGGCCAACCGCAGUUUAUUUUUAAAUUUUGGUUCUUGCUUAUAUAUCUCGAUGCUUUUCAUUAGUGCAAUUGAAGCGGGAAAUGGAAGAAAGGGUGAUACCAGUCAUGUAACAAGGCGAGCUCAGUGACAGAGAGCUUCUGCUGGAUUGGGAGAAACAUGGCAUGACAUCAUUCAUCAUUUCCUCCAUACCUACUCUGCCUAAGAUCCCAUCUGGGUCAUAAGCCACCAACCAACUUUCUCCAGGCGUCUCAAUUCUAGGAUAGUCUCUCAAACUGUCCCGGUGUCUUGCCCAUCUGCUUGACAUCUGCUUCCAAAUCGCGGAGCCAUGUAUUCCUAGGCCGUCCCCUCAUCCUCUUCUUUGGGGGUUUUAGGUGAGGCCUUGCCUAGUAAUGCAUGAUUGCGAAAGGUUUGACCUAUCCAUCUCCAGCCUCUCUGAAGAAAAUUUAGUUCCAUGGCUACUUUGUUCUUGGCCACAGUUCCUAAUUCCAUAUUUUGUCUGCCCAGAGGGGGUUAUUGAUGAAUGCCUGGAUUUUUCUUAUGGUGUUGCGGUGGUUUUCCAGGUCAAUGAUACAUAAAGUAGCAUUGGCUUAACACUGUUGAAAAACUUCAUCUUGGUGGUGGUGUUUAUUUCCCUAGAUCUUCAGCAAAUGGAAGGCUGCUCGAGCUUUACCAAAGCUUGUUCUGACAUCUGCAUCUGUUCCGUCAUGGUUAUCUAGGGUAUUGCCGAGAUAGGUGAAGCUUUUCACUUUUUCUAGGGCUUCACCUUGGACUUUAAUGGGUGCGUUGUCAGACGCCUUUAUCUUGAAUACAUUGCCAUUUCCCUCUGUUAAUGAUAAGAUCCCGUCCAGUUUAAUUGUCCGCUGCGGUGCUUAUCUUUUCCUGCAUCCGUGUCGUGUGUAUGAGAGAGAAGUUGAUGUCAUUAGUAACACUGCUCACUGUAUACCAGCUCCGCUUCUGGACUGCUGCUGUCUCCGUGACUGGCUAGCAGAAACAAGAAUGGAGAGAGGAAACAGCAUUCUCACACUCCUGUUAGGACUUCAAAUGCGUCUGUCAUGUGUUUGUCAUGCACAUUUCUGCAAGUGAUCCUCUCAAUUGACUUCUGGUGAUGUUUCAAGCACUUUGUAGUGUCUCAGUAGUAAGAAGUAUGAAGACGGGGUCUGUCUGUCCACACUGUCCAAUGUCUUCUCAUAAAUUAAAAAACUGACGUAGAGUGGAGGAGUUCCAUUCCGUCAACUGUUCCAGCAGAAUGGAGAAGUACUACGUUAGGGCCAUCGUUGUAAUAACAAUCGACGGUUUCAAGAUCAGUUCAUGAAAUCUUUGUAGAGUGAAAGAAAGGGGAGCAAGUGCUGGCCUUCUAAGUUAAUGAAAAACGUAGUUGUCGACCUUUUUCCAGUCUUGUGAGACCCGAAAUUUUAAAGUGGCGAUAACUGUGAGACAGAGAGCGGUAUCGAAUUCUAGUUCUUGAUAGAACUGGUGAGACAGAGAGCGGUAUCGAACUCUAGUUCUUGAUAGAACUGGUGAGACAGAGAGCGGUAUCGAAUUCUAGUUCUUGAUAGAACUGGUGAGACAGAGAGCGGUAUCGAACUCUAGUUCUUGAUAGAACUGGUGAGACAGAGAGCGGUAUCGAAUUCUAGUUCUUGAUAGAACUGGUGAGACAGAGAGCGGUAUCGAACUCUAAUUCUUGAUAGAACUGGUGAGACAGAGAGCGGUAUCGAACUCUAGUUCUUGAUAGAACUGGUGAGACAGAGAGCGGUAUCGAAUUCUAGUUCUUGAUAGAACUGGUGAGACAGAGAGCGGUAUCGAACUCUAGUUCUUGAUAGAACUGGUGAGACAGAGAGCGGUAUCGAAUUCUAGUUCUUGAUAGAACUGGUGAGACAGAGAGCGGUAUCGAAUUCUAGUUCUUGAUAGAACUGGUGAGACAGAGAGCGGUAUCGAAUUCUAGUUCUUGAUAGAACUGGUGAGACAGAGAGCGGUAUCGAAUUCUAGUUCUUGAUAGAACUGGUGAGACAGAGAGCGGUAUCGAAUUCUAGUUCUUGAUAGAACUGGGAAACAAUGUGUCAACAUUUUUUCAUAACCAUAGACAGGUAUGGUCGUUAGUUAUUAGGAACUUAAAGUGUUCAAGCAAUCGGUCUUAAUUUAUUCAUAGUCUCCUUAAAUUUAAUGUAUUCAAUAACAAAAAGUUGAUUUAAUAACGAUUAAUUAUAUAUAUCGUUACUAAUUACUUUGAAAAUUAAAAUAUGAUUAUUUUUUUAAUUUUUUUUUUUAGAUUUUGUGUUUAGUACAAUGGUGUUACUCAUGCUAAGAUUUGUUACCGUCUUUUCUUAUUGUGAUCGCUGAAAAUUAAUAAAUGUUUUCAAUAAGUGCUCAGUGUGUUUAUUAGGCUAUAUUUUGUUUCUUUACACAUGCAACACUGUCAUUUCAAUAAUUAGCGAAAUAUAAAUAGAUAUUGUGGCCAUAAUAGCUGAGUUGUUAUGCUUCAAGACUGUUACGAGCAGAUGAGACUCUUAAUCAUACACCAAACAGACUCGUGUUAUAUUGUAUAUAAUGAGGACUUGAAUCUUGAUACAACACAUAAAGAUUGCCAAUUAGAUCUUCGUUUACAUCCCUCCAUCUCACGAUCCUCUAUCUUCCCUUUUCAACAUGCAUUC
Biomphalaria glabrata is the source of this 3476-nucleotide messenger RNA. RefSeq lists its product as uncharacterized. Lineage: Eukaryota; Metazoa; Mollusca; Gastropoda; Planorbidae. The record is from RefSeq and is a predicted model, not a curated record. The transcript is spliced from 7 exons. Bases 174 to 683 code for a protein of 169 amino acids.